Armigeres subalbatus is the source of this 3641-nucleotide messenger RNA. It is a transcript of the gene Vps50, whose product is annotated as syndetin. Gene Ontology annotation, biological process: endocytic recycling; retrograde transport, endosome to Golgi. The record is from RefSeq and is a predicted model, not a curated record. Gene Ontology annotation, molecular function: SNARE binding. Bases 286 to 3348 code for a protein of 1020 amino acids. Gene Ontology annotation, cellular component: EARP complex. The transcript has 5 exons. Lineage: Eukaryota; Metazoa; Arthropoda; Insecta; Diptera; Culicidae.
GGAUUUUAAACGCGUUUUAAAUCGCUGAGUAGUUUAUCCGCACGGCAUCGGAUUUUACCAGUGAAAUUGUGUGCGGCACGGUGCGGGAAUCGGUGGUUGUGAAUUGUGCAAACAUUAGUGCAGUCAGCGGAGCGGAAAGAGUGGAAAAUGCCUUUGUAGCAAGGGCGGAGGGCAUCAUCAGCAGCUUGCAGAGAGGUGCUAAGCAGUGUUAUUCGUGUGAUUCAUGACAACUUUCUCUUCCGAGUUUGAUCGAUCCAUCCAGUGCCGACGGCCCCGCCAACAACAAUGGAUCGUAAAGUGGAGGAAAUCAAAUACAAGGUGCUGGAUCUGAUCAACAAGAAGAAAGAUGUGAAGAUUCCCAAGAUGGGCUUUACGGAUUACUAUGUCCAGCAUAGUGGCGUUCAGCCGCAACAGAAGCAUUCUUCGGUGCCUGGUUCGGGUUCAUCCGGAAGGAACUCGGCCGCCUCAUCGUCCAAGUAUGAUUAUUGUUCCUUUUAUGACGACGAUGAUGAAGAGGAGAGGAAAGAUAUGAUCGACGGAGUAAAUCAGGACUCGCAGAGAUUGUCGGAUCAGGAAAUUUUAGAAUCCACGGAAGCUAUUUACUUCGACAGCGGAAGCAACACUGGGCUUCACGAACUGAAGAAAUUGUCUGAAACCGAUGGAUUGCUGAAUUGCCAAUGUAUCGAGAAGGCGAUGGGAACGCUAAAACAGCAGCACAAAGUGAUAUCGAAGAAGGUCCUGCAGCUCAUACUGGAACAGCGACCUGCUUGUAAUGAGGAGUUCCAGCGCAUACAAGAAACGGAAUCGCUGCUGAGGGAAACAAUUGCCAAAUGCCGUACUACAAGGGAGCAUAUGGAUGGGUCCAAAAAGCUUUUGACCACUACCAACCUGGAGAUAUUGGCAGCGUAUAAGAAGCGUCAAACGUUGAUAAAUCUUCUCAAAACACUGAAUGCGCUCAAAAGUAUGCGGUCAAUCGAUCAACGAUUACAGAAACGCCUCUCGGAGGCCGAUUACAGCGGUGCGAUUGCGAUCUUGUUGGAGAACAAAAAUCUCUCCGAGCGGUUCCAGCAGUACAACUGCAUCGAGUCUCUGUCAACUAAGCUUCAGGACACAUUGAUGAUGAGCGAGAUUCAGCUGGAAGCGGUUCUCAACGAAGUCCCCGCUGGGUUUGAUGCGAAAAAGUACAGCAAGCUGCAAGAAGCCUACAAGUUGUUGGAAAAGCAGUUGAUAGCAAUGGACCAACUCCACAUGAACUUCAUUUCGUCGAUUCACACGGCGGCUUUUACCGUACUAAAGCAGCACAUGGAAGCAAGUCUCGAAGAUAACAAACAGAAGUUAACUUUCGAGCAAAUGUGCGAGAAUGUACCUUGCGAAAAGUACAUUCACUGCUUGACGGAUCUCUGUCGAGCUUUCUGGAAGAUCUUAGUUUCAUACUAUCAGGUUCGAUGCUGGCAUCAGAAUCAGAAACUAUUUGAAAAAGGCCGUGAAGCGCAGCGGAAGGAUUCAGAGCAGCAACAGUCAAACGAGAGUUUUCACGAGGAAUAUAUCCAACAAAAGCUGGAGAUGGGACAAUUCCGGCUGUGGAAUGACAUCCAGUCCAAGAUCUGCAUCUUUAUCAACAGUACCAAGCUAAGCUCCUUGAAGUACGAGUACUUCAUCCAGAUCCUUGCGAUUGUCCAACGACUAAAGAAGGUUGGCAUAGAGUUCUGCGACGAUGCAUCCGAGAAGCUAAUGGAACACAUGCAGCGUCAAAGCGUCGAAUUCUUUCGGCGCUACCACAUCGCUUGUCUGGAAGAAAUCGGUCUCUUCUUCGACCACGAAGUAUGGGUCCCAAUCGGAAGCUUCACCGAUGUUAGCCAACUGCAAGAGUACAAGAACUUCAAACACGCUCUAAUUAAAAACCAAAACGGGACUGUCCGGAACGGCGGACGCUCCUCGAGCCAAGAGAACAAAUCCGUCGACCCUCUUGGAAUAGGGCAAUCCAACCUGCCCAUCAAUAGCACCUCCUCCGUACACUCGCAGGACGAGAGUUCCCUGUAUGGGUCUUGUGGCUACUUUCUUCGGUUCACCGAAAAAAGCUCCCCCUUCGAUGGUGGCUUCGAUUGCACCAUGCUAGAAGAGGACAUCCUCGCCGGCAUCGCCGACGAAUCCUCCUACUACUACUCCGAGGACAGCAGCGAUAACAACGAAACCUACUUCGACCAAAGUCCAGAAGCAAAACAGAAGCAUCCACCCCCAACCACUAACAUUCCCUCGCAACCCCCAAACAGCCACCUGACUGUGACCAACACGUCGUUGACCGUACUUCGCUGCAUCGGUCGCUAUCUGUACUUCUGCAAGCUGCUCCACUCUAUCGCGCCGCAUAUCGUAAUGUCCAUGACGGAACUCCUCGACUUCUAUCUGUACUCAGUGCACGAGCUGUUCUCGCGGGAUCUCCCGGUUCCACGAGACAACCUCUACUCCCCAUCGCUAAAACGCAUCCUCACUCGAAUCCAGUCCACCAUCAUUCCAAAACUGCGCAAAUGGCCCCUGUCGGACGAGAUGAUCUCCGAGGACCUGGCCAACGCGGACCUGAUGUACGGCCUACAGAAGCGCAUCAUCGCCACCGAAAGCUGUCUCAGCUUGAUCAACCAGUUCCGCCUGAUGGAGGAGUACUUAGGGGGGCUGCUACACCAGCAGUCCUCCGAUGCAGCGGCACAGGAACAGCUGCGUCGAUACUUGGCGGAAAUCGCCGCGCAUACCCCGGACGUGCGUAAGCCCGUCUAUAUGUGCGUUACCGCUCGGGUGGUCGAUAUUCAAAACGUUUUGCAUGCCAUGGGGAAGGUCAAGUGGGACAUCAACCACGUUAACGUGCAGCACAGCUCGUACGUGGAUACGAUCAAUCGGGGGGUACAACACUUUGCCAUGCGACUGGAGGAACUUUCCGGACAGCAGGCUAACAUUCCAAAAGAAUCUCUCUGGGAUUGCUUCGUGCACGUGCUGACACACCUACUGGUGGAAGGUUUCUCGAACGCGAAGAAAUGCUCUGCCGGUGGUCGAGCCUUGAUGCAAUUGGACUUCACGCACUUUAUCUCGAUUCUGGAGAUCAUCUCCGGUAGCAAAUACCCGGACCAUCGGGCUUACGUUGAGCAGUACAUCAAGGCGUACUAUCUCCCGAAAGAUCUACUCGAGGAGUGGCUUAGGGAGGGCUGCAACCGGGGCUACUCGGUGCGGCACCUCACCGGACUGGUACAGUGCGCCUGCAGCAGCGAUAAGAAGCUGCGCCAAAGGCUGCUCGCAUUGGUGGAGGCUGGUGCAGGGGGUGGCGAUAGUCAACAGCGCGAGCAGGAUCAGAACAAAGAAUCUUAAAAGUAUUGUUUUAUAUGACAUAAGCUAUCGAAAUUGUUUCUCUCUCAUACUUAUCUGUGGUUUUCGACUUUGGUUCCAUAAUUUUUAGGUGAAUUUAUUUAUUCUUUACAAGAAUCUGCAACUACCAUUGUGGUCGAAAAAAAAAGACAUCAUGUUUAGAGCAAUCUCUGUUUUCUAUUAAUAUUAAUUUUAUUUGGAAUAUAUAUUCUCGAAGUUUAUUUUUAACAGAACAAAACUAUGUACAUUAAAUAGGUGAAAAAUAAAAUAUACAUUAUAACAAAAAUGGAAACGAA